Molecule: messenger RNA, 2053 nt
Organism: Botrytis cinerea B05.10
Lineage: Eukaryota; Fungi; Ascomycota; Leotiomycetes; Helotiales; Sclerotiniaceae
Exons: 3
Coding region: 376-1401 (341 amino acids)
Source: RefSeq, a predicted model, not a curated record
GCGCCUGUCCUCACUACUGUACCCUACUACCCUACUUCCCUACUUCCCUACUUUUCCCUCGUUUCCCCCCAUUAAUUGCUCUUUGGUGCGGCCUCCCAUGCCCCCAGUGAUCUUAGUGAUCGGAAAGCCCAUAAUCCGCUUUUAAAGCGUUCACCUCCCCCCUCCCCCCCAAACGCAAAUAAAGCCCAACACAAUCCCUCAAAUUUUACUUGCGUCUCAUAUUUCUCAGGCUUGAUACCGCAGCAGCGACAGCCUACAAUCAACGCAACCCAAUCUUGCAAGACAUCCCUCCCUGCCUGCCUCCCUACAGACCGCCAUACACACACAUACAUCCUCACCACACAUUCCAUAUCAAUCAGAAAAAAAUUAAAAAAAAUGGCACGUUCAAAGAAGACGGAAGAAAAACCCAAGGACGUUCCAGCUGGUGACGGAGCAACUUUACAAAUCGACGUUGCAAGCUUUGUGAGAACCAGAGAUACUUUUAUCGGUGGUCUCGCGACUUUACAAGAAGCCAUCUCAAGUGUUUCCUCCGCCUACAUCAAACAUACCAAUGCUGUCCUCGGCGAACAUGGCACCGGUUAUACCAUCGAUACAGCGCUAUCCAAGCUCGGCGAUAAUCCUCUCCUCGAAACUUUGGGUGCUCUUCAACGUGCCGCAAGCCCUAUCAUAGCCAAAGCUGCGGAUACUGCCCCAGAGAAGAAGGAAAGAAAAAAGAGACAACACGAUCCCAAUGCGCCAAAGCGUCCUCUGACUCCAUUCUUCCUCUACAUGCAAACCGCUCGUCCUAUUAUCGCAAAAGACCUUGGUGAUGUUCCCAAGGGAGAGGUUUCAAGUGAAGGUACCAAGAGAUGGACUGACAUGGCUCCUAAGGAUAAAGCUCUUUGGCAAGAUGCCUACAAGGAUAACCUCCGUCUCUACAAUGCGCGCAUGCACUCCUACCGCAGAGGCAACCUUACAGCUAAGGAAAUGGGUGAUGAUGCUGCUGCGGCAUACGCUGAUGAGAACAACAUUGGAGCAGAUGCUUCUGCCGAUGCUCAACUCGUAGGAGAAGCUACCGCCGGAGUUACAGCUACAGUUGAGGAAGAAGAAGAUGCAGAAGGUGAACCUGAAGCCGAAGCCGAAGUUGAGAAAUCACCAACUCCAGCUCCAAAGACUCCAAAAGCCAAGGGACGUAAAUCAAAAGGCAAAGCCGAUGUCGCUGAAGAAAUCCCCGCUCCAUCAUCUGCUUCUAUCGUCCCCCCUCAAAAAGAAGCAAGCCCAGCUAGAAAGCGUAAGCGCUCUGGCAAGAAGGCUGAUGAGCCAGUUGUUGCUACUACCGAACAAGAAGAAGCACCAGCAACAAUUGAAACACCUAAAUCAGCACCAAAGUCUAGAAAGAAGAAGGCUAAGACUGAUGCAUAGAUUACGGAGAUGAAAUAAAGAAAACAAAUAUUAAAAUCUUUUUCUUUUCGCAGCAAAAGAUUCUAGCUACUCAGGCGUGGCGUUCACCUUUGAUUUCUUCUUUGCAAUUGUGUUUAGGGAGGUCUUUUUUUUUUUAAAAAAAACAUAACAUGGAUAUCGAUGCUCUUUCUCUGUCUUUUCGUUUUCCUUUUCCUUUCCCUUCUCAUACACAUUUUGUCGUUGUCAAAUGGUUGACGGAUAUGGAUAUGGAUAUGGAAUGUGGAAUAUGAAUGCUCUUACGUGAAUUCUGUUUACUUUUGACUCGAUCAAUGGAUAUGGAUGGAUCUUUGGGGUUAGCUUUAGCUGGUACAAGGUACACAAUGGGUGAAUUGAUUGGUUGCAAGGUAUAACUUUACUUUUUGCUUGUGGUGGAGGGAAAGAAAUGAAAUGAGUUGAAUUGAAUUAAAUUGCUUUUUGAGUUCUGAACUAUGAGUGUGUUGUGUGAGCUUUUGUGGUGGAUGGAUUUGGAAGGGGAGAGGAUGGGUUGAGAGGGUUGGGUUACGCGUUAGGUAGAUAGCUUUCUAUCUAUCUAUCCAGCUUUCUAUGUUGCUAGCGGAGUGGAGUGGAGUGGGAUGGAACGGAAUGGAAUGAAUAAUUAGCAUCUUUGAUAUCA